ACCAGCUGUAGUAGUAGUCGUCGUAGUACGAUGGAUGGUGAGCGUGGGGACUGCGACAGUUCAGCCCCUCCUUGGACGAAUACGCAGAUGACCCUGACGACGAUGAGGAUGAUGGUGGUGGUGUUCCCUCAACUCAACUCAACGAUGCCUGUAGGAUGAAGUGACGGCGACGGUGCUGCUGGUCUUCUCUUUGAAUCCCCAGUCUCCUGGGACACAGUUGUCAACCGCGCUCUGUUUCUAUUUCAGGAAUCUGCCUUUUGCAUGCUGUCGAUCUCUACCUCUCUCCUCUCAUCACUCUUGGCCAGGCUUGUCGCUCUUUCUUUAUCAGAUUCACCCUCCCCCAAAUGUGGGGUGUUUGGUUUGUGAACUGGUGGGCGUUCCUUUUGUGGAAGGAACUGUUUUCAGGCUUAACACGAAUCUGGAAAAGAGCCGAUUUGGUGAUGCAUCCGAGAAAGUAUGCUCGGGGCUUUAUUUUUAAGAGCCAACUUCCGCCCUUGCACAGUAGGUUGUGUACAGUCGGCCCCCUUGGCUCCGUUUGGAGGUUGCACACGUCGAGUGAGGCCCUCAUUCUUGCUCCGUAGUUUAUAGAAUUGUUAGGUGUAGAUGGAAUUGGAUGUGAGCGUUGGAAUCCAGUCUCGCCGUCGGAGCAAUCGUGUUUCAGAUUGGAGCAGCAGUAAUCGGAAACAAAGCUAAUUAAUCAACUGCAUGCUGCUGCGCAGCGGGAUUUUUACGCUUGCACUUCUAUCCACUCUUGAAAAAGACAACAUCUAUCCGGGUCUACACUUUGAAUUCACCUAGUGUCAUUCAUGUUCGCCAUAUGCGAACCGCCUCUGGAUAGAACGCAGGCCCUCUUGCCGCUGUGGUAGUGGCUUUUUCUGCCCAGGGUUGUCCUUCCAUUUCUCUGUGCACUCUGAUCAUGGAUCCAGAGUCCAGAAUUCCUCAGUAUACACAGAAGGCCUCCCUGGCAGCGAUAAUCACGCUCGCAUACCAAAGCUUCGGGGUGGUGUACGGAGACCUCAGCGUCUCCUCUCUUUACGUCUUCCGUGCCACGUUCAGUGAUCUCCAGCGCGCUGACGACUUGGAGUUGUACGAGGUUUAUGGCGUCGUGAGCUUUAUCUUUUGGACACUUACUUUGAUUCCUGUCAUCAAAUACUCGUUUCUAGUCCUAAAUGCGGACGACAAUGGAGAAGGGGGAACGUUUGCGCUGUAUGCCUUGCUAUGCCGACAUCUCAAGCUGAGCCUUAUUUUAAACCAGCAAGCAGCGGAUGAGAAGCUCUCACUGUACAAGUUAGAGCAUGAACAAACAGCGGAGUCACCACGUGGGGUGUACUUUCGGCGUCUGCUUGAGAAGCACAAGUCUCUCCAGACUGGGCUCCUGAUUGUUGUUUUGCUGGGUACUUGUAUGGUCAUUGGCGAUGGCGCACUCACACCAGCUCUCUCAGUUUUAUCAGCCAUAGAUGGAAUUCGGGUUGCUGCUCCCAGCCUUCACAAAGAUGUGACGGUAGUCUUAUCCUGUACUAUUUUGGUGCUUCUCUUCGGGCUGCAGCACAUAGGCACACGUCGGGUGUCAUUUUUGUUUGCACCCAUAAUACUGGCGUGGCUUUUCUGCAACGCCGGUGUGGGCUUGUACAACUUGAUAGUAUGGAAUCCGAGCAUAUGGCGAGCGAUCUCACCUUACUAUAUAUAUUACUUUUUCAAGACAGAUGGCAAAGAGGGCUGGAUUUCUCUUGGUGGUGUACUUCUAUGUAUCACAGGGGCGGAGGCGAUGUAUGCGGACCUGGGCCACUUUUCGCGAACUUCAAUUAAGCUUGCGUUUACAGGAGUGGUGUACCCUUCCUUGUUGAUUGGAUACAUAGGGCAGGCCGCCUAUCUCUCCAAGCAUCUUGAUGAAUAUGAACAUGCAUUCUUCAGAUCCGUUCCAGCGCCCGCCUUCUGGCCUGUGUUCAUCAUAGCCACGUUAGCUUCGAUUGUGGGAAGCCAAGCAGUCAUAUCCGCAACAUUUUCCAUCAUAAACCAGUGCAUGGCAUUGGGGUGCUUCCCUCGCGUGAAAGUGGUGCAUACCUCCAAUAAUAUUCAUGGUCAGAUCUACAUUCCAGAGAUUAACUGGAUGCUGCUGCUCCUUUGCCUGGCCCUCACUAUCGGUUUCCAGGAUGUCAUUGACAUCGGAAAUGCAUACGGGAUCGCCGUGAUCACAGUGAUGCUAGUGACGACCUGUCUGAUGACUCUGGUCAUCCUAAUAGUGUGGCAACUCAACAUCUUUCUCGCCUUCUGCUUUUUCGCAGUGUUUGGCUCCGUAGAACUUCUCUACCUCUCGACUGCCUACUACAAAGUUCCUCAGGGAGGUUGGGUGCCGCUCUUAAUUGCCGCAGUCUAUAUGGCGAUAAUGUACGUGUGGCACUAUGGCACCACGAAGAAGUACGAAAAUGAUUUUCAAAACAAGGUGUCAAUGAGAUGGUUGCUAGAGCUCGGUCCAAGGCUCGGAAUCGUGCGUGUGCCGGGCAUUGGAUUGAUUUACACCGAUCUUGUGAGUGGCGUGCCGGCCAUUUUCUCACAUUUCGUCGCCAACUUGCCCGCCUUCCACGAAGUCUUGGUUUUUGUUUGUAUGAAAUCUGCACCAGUACCGUAUGUUUCUCCCCAUGAACGCUACUUGGUUGGCCGCAUUGGCCCCAAGGAUUACCACAUGUAUAGAUGUGUGGUGCGAUAUGGUUACAAAGAGGUACGCGGAGACGAGAAUGAUUUCGAGACCCAGUUGGUAGCGAAUCUAGCAGAAUUCAUCCAAACGGAAGAAGCUAUAUCCAGCAACGAAGAGUCCUUUGAAGGCCACAUGACUGUGAUGGGUACUACCCUUGGGUUGCUCCUCAACCCCCCUAGAAAGGACGACAUUCAACUUCCCAGAAUGUCCGAGGAGAGUUGUACUUCAAUAGUUAUGUCUAACAGUGGAGAUAGUCUCCAGCCUACAGAUUGGUUGACAACACCACCAGGUGUGAUUCUCAAGAGGCGAGUGCGUUUUGAUAUCCCAAUGAGCGAGAGCACUGACGACGUGGAUUCGGAAGUUUGCAAGGAGCUCGCGGUUUUGUCAACCGCCAAGGACGCCGGAAUUGCGUACAUGAUGAGCCACUCUUAUGUGAAGGCCAAGAAAUCUUCUUCUCUUUUAAAGAGAUUCACUAUAAAUUAUGCAUACACAUUUUUGCGGAAGAAUAGUCGAGACCCUGCUAUUGUUUUUAAUAUUCCUCACGCCAGCUUGAUUGAAGUGGGCAUGUUUUACUAUGUGUAGAAUAAUUUAUCUAUUCUAGUUGUAUAGUCACAACUGAUCUGGAGGUAACAAGUUAGUGAGAGCUUCCACUCAUUCUGGUGGCUAAGGUUUUUGUUUUCCCUUUUUCUUUUUUUCUUUUUUUCCGGAGGAGUGUAACAUAGUUUACUCUAGUGUGCAUGUGUGAGUGUUCUAGAGAGUUUUUUGCUCGUAACUUCCUCUGUAUGUUCCAUUAUACCACGCCUUAAUUUAAUUUAAUUUUUUUCCUCCUUGGAGGUUUUGUACA
Molecule: messenger RNA, 3536 nt
Organism: Physcomitrium patens
Lineage: Eukaryota; Viridiplantae; Streptophyta; Bryopsida; Funariales; Funariaceae
Product: putative potassium transporter 2
Biological process (GO): potassium ion transmembrane transport
Cellular component (GO): membrane
Molecular function (GO): potassium ion transmembrane transporter activity
Source: RefSeq, a predicted model, not a curated record